Molecule: messenger RNA, 5021 nt
Organism: Leptopilina heterotoma
Lineage: Eukaryota; Metazoa; Arthropoda; Insecta; Hymenoptera; Figitidae
Product: monocarboxylate transporter 4
Exons: 11
Coding region: 779-3235 (818 amino acids)
Biological process (GO): transmembrane transport; monocarboxylic acid transport
Molecular function (GO): monocarboxylic acid transmembrane transporter activity
Source: RefSeq, a predicted model, not a curated record
AAUAAAUAAAUUUUUUUGUGAAUUUUUGUGAUCAAUAUGUAAAGUAGAAAUUUUCUAGCCGAUUUUUUUUAAUCAUCUUCUUCCCCCACGCACACGAACAGAGUGCUUUUUUGUAUAAAGAAAGAAUCUGUCCGAGAUCGAUCAGGUUGGGGGUGAAGGAGUAUACGCGCGUGCUCGAUAGUUUUCAACGAAAACCAGAGUAAAAGGCCAGGACGGCCAAUAUUGAUCCCGGGGCGCCGCGGCCCCAGGGUUCGCCUUUAAAAAUUUUAUCCACUUUUUUUUCCAUCCCCCGUUUAAAAUCAUUGUGAUUCAAUAAAUUGUCGACAAACAUCUUAUUUAAAAACAAAAAUUUAAUGAAGAAAAUAAUGAACAAACAAUAAUAAAUUUCUAUUUCUAAAAAAGCGUGUUGAGAAGGUCGCGGAGGCGCCGAUGCGUCGGCGUCCUUGCCCAGGAGGAGGAACCGCCAACUGCUGUCCUCGAAUUAUUUUAUUUGGAAUUACAGAAAGAGUUCAGAUUUACUUUUUCACUGUUCCAAAAAGGGGAUAGGAAAAAUAUUUUUUAAUUUUUCUUUAAAAAAAAAGGAAAUAAUAAAGAGAAAAAGAGAGCGGAAAAACCGAAAAAAAACGAUUUUCGGGAACAGCCCGCAGAAAUGGGAAGCGCGGGAUAAAGUGAAUUGUUCCGGUUUUGACAAGUGACAGUAGUGUCGAAUUUUUUUUUUUUUGUUUUUUCUUUUGAUAUUUUUUUUAUAAAAAAUUUAGAAAAAUCUAAGGGUGCAUAAAUGGGCCCCAACGGUAGUAGAGAAAUUGGCGAAGAUGAUGGCCUACAAAUUAAUCCACGAACUACCUCGAAUCAAGUUACGGAAAGCGAGUACUCAGUAGAGGAACAAGCCAAAUUAACGGGAGAUGGAGGUGCUGAUGAGACUUCGCCCGAAGAUGAUGUAUCGUUGUGUGACUACCACGAUAUACCACCGCCACCAGACGGUGGCUAUGGUUGGGUUGUGGUAUUUGCAUCAUUUAUGUGUAACAUGAUAGUUGAUGGAAUAGCAUAUACAUUUGGAAAAUUUCAUCAACCAUUUGCUCUGCAUUUUAAUGAGAGUCAAGCUACAACAGCAUGGGUUGGUUCUCUUUUAUCUGGCGUAUACCUCAGCGCAGGUCCUAUUGUCAGCGCAUUAACAAAUAAGUAUGGCUGUAGAAAUGUCUGCAUAGCUGGUAGUUGUAUUGGUGCUAUUGCAUUUGUCUUGUCAAUUUUUUCAAAAUCCAUCAAUAUGCUAAUUUUAACGUAUGGAGUAUUAGGAGGUAUUGGUUUUGGUCUCAUUUAUUUGCCAGCUGUAGUUUGUGUAGGAUAUUACUUUGAAACAAAGAGAUCAUUAGCCACGGGAAUAGCUGUUUGUGGAUCAGGAUUUGGAACUGUUUUUUUUCCGUCCCUUGCAGAAAUUUUACUUACGGAGUAUAAAUGGCAGGGAGCGAAUUUAAUUUUAGCUGGUCUUAUACUUAAUUGCGUGGUGUUCGGAGCGUUGAUGAGGCCUCUGGAAUACGCCAAACCAUCGUCAGUGAAACCGCUACUUCAAAGAAUGGCGGAGGAGAAAAGAUUUCAAAUGGAACGUGGAAGCAUUGGAGGAUCGUAUUUUAUGGUACAACUUCCAGACGGAUCCAUGGAGAAGAGAAUGAAAAUGCCAAUUAACAUUGACCCUGGCGUACACUCCAGUUUCAACUUAGACCAAUUAGUGCCUGGAACUCCGCUGACUCCAGUACCAACUGUGCCGACUCUACCGACAAUUUCUGAGGUAAAAGUGCAGGAGCACUCGUCAAGUGGAGCGACAAGUAACAGUGGAAGUAUGGAUUUGAAGAGCUCGUCAACCAAAUCAAAAAGUAAAAAAGCCAUAGAUGAUACCAAAGAACAAACAAAGGACGUUUUGGAUAAUAAACCUGCUGAUGAAUUCAAUAAAACUGUCAUUCCACGAAAUGCAUCGCAACCGGCGUUCACAACACACGUUCAAGGAUUGCCGAAAAAUGGUUCUGUGCCAUUUUUCGAUAGAAUACGAAAAACAAGUACAGGUGAAAGAUAUAAGCCAAGCCUUAGUGCAAUUAAAAAUUCCCGAUCCACAUUGAAUUCGAAUGGAGAUAUUAGAAAGAGUUUGCAUCUUCGACUUUCCGUUAGCAGUAUGUUGGGUUCUCGAAAUAACAAUACCGAAUUAGAUGAUGGAGAGAGCAUAACUUUUACGACGAGCAAAUUAAGUCUGAGACAGGCAAUGCCAAAGGAGAAGCCUAUGAUAGUUCGUCCCUUAUCUCGGAAAGAUAUUUUUUAUAGUGGUAGUGUAGUUAAUUUGCCAGAGUAUCAGAGUCAAAAGUCUCUCACUAAUUAUCGUCAAAGUGUCAUUUCUCUUUCGAAAUCAAUGCGAGGAGACGUUAGAGAUGGUGAUUUUGAAAAAGGACCUCAACAGCCUCUAUGCCCUUGUUUGGUGUUGCCGAACUCUUUUAAAGAAGCCUUGGGAACAAUGCUGGACAUGACACUACUGAAAAAUCCCGUAUUUCUAAUGAUUGGCAUAAGCAACGUUUUUGGAAUGGCUGCCACGUAUAUUCCAUUUGUAUACCUUCCGAGAGCUGCUGAAAAUGAUGGAAUUGAUAAGAAUUUGGCGACAUUCUUGCUCUCUGUGAUUGGAAUUACAAACAUCGUUGGGCGUAUUGCUUGUGGAUAUAUUGCAGACUUUCCGCAAGUCAACUCUUUACUUUUGAAUAAUAUCUGCUUGAUAGUUUGUUCCUUUUCACUGGCUGCGACGCCACUCUGUUAUUCUUAUGGCGGCUACGUGGCUGCCAGUGUUUUCUUUGGACUCGCAAUAUCGGGAUAUAUUUCUCUAACGUCAAUUAUCCUGGUGGAUCUUUUGGGAUUGGAUAAACUAACCAAUGCUUUUGGAUUACUAAUUUUAUUUAGAGGAGCAGCAGCAAUGAUAGGGCCACCAAUUGCUGGUGCAAUUAAUGAUGCUACCGGAAGUUACAGUGUAACAUUUUACAUGGCAGGAUUUUUGUUUCUUUUGAGCACCAUUACCAGCUUUAUGGCGCCAAUGAUGAAAACUUGCAUUGCCCCACAGACACAGCCUUUGGUAUUAGAUCAAUUAACACCUAUCGAUGAAGAUAUUGAAGAAGAAAACGAAGACGAUAUUCCAGAAAUUGUGGAAACUGCUCCGUCACCAGUUGAUCCACCCGAAAAAGAAAUCAAACAGAUUGAGUCUGUUUUAUAAUCAUACUCUGAGCUUUUCUGGUUCUUCUUCUACUUUCAUCAUUAGAAAAAUUGCCUCCCCUCCAAGCCAUUCUGUGAUAGAGCUGUUUCUUGGAGAAGGCCAACUAAUAACGGUAUUUUUUCAUAAUUGUCUAAAAAAAUACCACAAGAACGAACAAAGCACAAAUUUAACUAAAAAAAAAGAAAAAAAAUUCCCCUCGGAGUUAUUAAAAAAAAGCACUUUAAAAUGCACCAAAAUGAAAAAAUAUCGACUGCAAUUGACCAAAGCCUGAAAAAAAAAUAAAACUCCGUCGGGUAAAAAGGGUUUUUUUUAGUUCAUAAAUCGGCCUCUGUCGAAGUGUAGAUUCUUUAAGUAACUUAAUCAGUAUCGAACGUCAGUAUAAAAAAAAAAAUUCGAAAGAAAAAAUCGUGAAACAAAAAAUGCGCUUUUGCACGUGCAUAUCGGUUAAGAUUUGAGAAAAAAUAUAUUAUAUAUAAAAAAAAAUAUAGAAGUAAAUAGAAACGUAAAUUUUUUUUUUUAUCAAUUCUCUACGUUUCAAUUUACAAUUUUAGAGUUUUCAUUAUCUAUAUUUCGAUUUAUAAUUCCUAGGCUUAAAUUAUUCGCGGCAAACCGAUGUUUUAAUUGCACUUAAAAAAAAAAAAAAAAUUGUACAUAAGAUCGACGUGACUGAGUGAAUCAAUCAAUUUAUUACAUAUUUAGAAACACGCAGAAAAUAAAAGCAACGCUGCCGCGGAACGAACAUCUCUUGUAAAUAUAGAGAUUUGUGAUAACAGCAAAAUUUGCGAAUCAGUAUGUCAUAAUGACGAAUUUCAAAUCAAAUUUUUCUUUAAAAUAAAUUGAAAUUUGAUACAAAAAUUGUUGCAGAAAUAAAGCAGAUCUCGAAAAUAAAUCAACUUUCACGUUCGAGAUUCCGAUUAACGGCUAGUUUUUCAUUCAUUAAUCCGUCAAUUUUGAUAAAGAAAGAUUUAAAAAAAAUUUUAAAAAUUGAAAAAAAUUGAAGGAUUAAUUGACAGGGAAAAAAACUAAUAAGCGACUAAUAUUUUGUUAUGCUACACGAGGCACACACCACAAACACAAGUGAAUAGCGAAAAGAAAAAUCGCUGUUUAACUAAUUCUGUGACUUAAAAAAAAGCAAAUAGCGAAGAAUUAUUAUUGAUAUUAUGUGAUUUAUAAUAUAUGAAUAUAUGUAAACAAAAUAAUGUAUAUAAAUCUUGUUAAAAGUACUUAGUUACUGAAGAUGAUUUAAAUUUAAAUUUAAAGUUUUCUGUUCUUGGAAAUUUUUCACUCACCUCUUUUCUCUGAUUGUUGAAAAUAAUUUAUAAACUUAAAGAAACAAUCCUUUUCUCUCUAAUGAGAAAUAAGAAGAAAAAAGGUAUUUAAAUAUAGGAGAAUUAGUAAAAAUAUAUUUUUACGUUUAGUUAAUUUAGAAAUAAUCAAAAACGGAGGUGAUUGGAAAAUUUUCAAUAAAGUAAUGUUUGUAUGUGAGAGAAAGAAUGAAUCGGAGAGAAAAAGUGUAUGUGUAAGAAAGUUGACUUUUUGUCACACUCGAAUAUUGUGACACAUCGAGUCUUGAUUGUUGCUUUUUAGGGGAAAUCAGUAAAGAAAAAAAACAUUAAGAUCUUUGAAAAAAUCGAUUUUGCUUGAAGCUUCGUAAGCGAAAUCUUAAUGUUCUUAAUUUUAUAUAUUUUAUUGUCAUUUAUCAUGACUAGUAAAAUCACAUAAUUUCAUUUGUCUUUGAUGUACAAAGCCAUAGCUUUAAUGUGAAAAGAAUUUUUAUUAAUGAAAA